GAAGAGAAGAGAAGAGAAGAGAAGAGAAGAGAAGAGAAGAGAAGAGAAGAGAAGAGAAGAGAAGAGAAGAGAAGAGAAGAGAAGAGAAGAGAAGAGAAGAGAAGAGAUUGAACUGGAUGGGCUUUUAGGUCCCUCCAACCCAAACCCUUCCAUGAUUUUAUAUAAAAUUUAAUCUGUUAUUUAUAUUUAGCAGGUUAGAGAUGUGCAGGCAGAUCUUACAAGCAGGAGUGAGCAAUAUCAUUUUCUAUUAAAUGUUCCCCUGGGGUUUCCUGGGAAAUGUUUUAUCUAUUCUCAUCAUGGGGGUGAUUUUCAGGAAGCCAAGACAGAGCCAUGAAUCCUUAAUUAAGAUUAAAACCCAAGGUUUGGGAACUGUUGUGUAGGCAAUAAAUACAAUCCCUGGUGUUAUGCUCUGCAAUGCUCCCCAUUUUUGGGAAUUAUCCAUUAAUUCAAACAGUACUUGGAAUGCUGGAUCAUUUUUUAGGAAACUGGGUUUUUUUUGGCAUGUUUUUGGUGGGAAUGGGAGGGAUGGAAGGAUUUUGGCUGGGUGGAUGUGUCAGGCUGAAGCUCUGCCUGUUCUGUCAGCUGGGGAAUGACUGAUGGAUUAAUCCCUGGUCCUGGUUCAGAACUCUCUCACCCCACAGCUCUGCAGGUAUUUUAGUUUUUAAUCUAAUCUAAUGCUUUUCAGUUCUCUGGAUUGUCACUGUAAUCCAAGGGAGGCUUGGAAGGGAAAAGGAGGGAGGGAAUAUGCAAAGAGAGGUCUUUAAACCUCAACAAAUUAUCAUUCUUGUGAUUUCUCUGUUAAUACUGCCUGAGGUCUGAUAUUUGUGGUUUAACCCCCAUUUUAGAAUUAAGUUGAUAAAUGUACAUUAGUUCCUGAUCUCAAAUAAAUAAAACGUACAUGAAUUAGACUAACCACAAAAACACUUCUGGCAGGAGGAAAGCUAUUUUAAAAUGCAGAAAAAAAAGAAAAAGAGGGGGGGGAAAAAAACCAAACUUCAGCCUCCAAAUAUUUGCAGGUGUUUGGUGCCUGCUCCUGCCUGGGCUCCAGGAGCGUGGGGGUGUUUGCAGGCUGCAGUGUGAAUUCCAGGAGGAUGUGCCAAACAGUUUGGACCAUCUGUGGUGCCAGGGGGAGCAGAGGGAGGCUGCUCAGUCAGCUGGGCUGGGGAGGGCACUGCUGCUGCCACAGCAGCUCAGAUAUCCUGAUUUUUCCCCAGGGUUUCUCCCCUGGGAGCGCUGGAAGCAGGAAUUGCUGCUUGGAUAAAGCUCUGGAGCCGUUCCAGAGCGGCACUGGGGAAGGUGAAGGCAACUUCAGCCUCUUGGGCAGCUCAGGGACCACCAGGACAGCUGGAGGUGCAGGAGGAGACCUUGAGGCCCUGCUCUGUCAGGUGCCACCAGCUGCCUGUGGAGAGUUUGAUUCCAGACAUGGAAAUCAGCUUCCACCAUGGGAUGGAAGGUGAGGAAGAUGAGAAGUUGGGUUCCAGCCACUCUUCUGCGGGGAAUCACUCGUUCUCCUGACCUCAGGGUGCCAGGUUGUCCCUGUGAGUGCUGCUGAGGGAAACCCAGCCUGGAGAGGAGAGCAGAGCUAAAAUUCCAUCAGAGUGGUGUCACACUGGUGUCUCACAGAGAGCUGGAGGACGUGGCUGCUGCAUCUCCCAGGGGAAGAUGGAAUUUCCCACGGGAUUCCCGAGGUCACGGAGCUCAAUAACGUGAAGAAUAUCUCCAGGCUGCCAAAAAGCACAAAGAAACACGCGGUGGGCAUUUAUUUCAGUGAUGACACCUCCAAAACCUUCGCUUGUGACUCUGAGCUUGAGGCGGAUGAGUGGUGCAAGGUGCUGCAGAUGGAGUGCCUGGGAACACGAAUUAAUGACAUUAGCCUUGGAGAGCCUGACUUGCUGGCAUCUGGAGUAGAGAGGGAGCAGAGUGAGAGAUUCAAUGUGUAUUUGAUGCCAUCCCCUAAUUUAGAUGUGCAUGGGGAAUGUACCUUGCAGAUAACAUUUGAGAAUAUCUGUCUUUGGGACAUCCACAAUCCCAGAGUCAAACUCGUCUCUUGGCCGUUAAGUGCCCUGCGGCGCUACGGGCGGGACCCAGCCUGGUUCACCUUCGAGGCAGGCAGGAUGUGUGACACAGGAGAAGGGCUCUUCAUCUUCCAGACCAGGGAUGGAGAAGCCAUCUACCAGAAGGUUCACUCGGCUGCCCUGGCCAUCGCCGAGCAGCACGAGCGGCUGCUGCAGAGCGUCAAGAAUUCCAUGCUGCAGCUGAAGCGGAGCGAGCGGGCGGUGUCGCUGGGCACGGUGCUGCCCCUGCCCCGCAGCGCCUACUGGCACCACAUCACCCGCCAGCACAGCACCGGGCAGCUCCUCGGCCUGCCAGAUGUUUCCAGCCCGGUGAAGCUCCACCGCACGGACACUUUUCCAACCUACAGGUCAGAGCAUCGAUAAAAAUCCAGAAAGAACUUCACAAACUCUUUGGCCUCUGACCAACUGCCCCAGUGGAUGACAGUGGUGAUGACCACCAAGGAUGGACAUGCAGAGAAGUUCAGGUUGGACGAAAAAUUCUUGCAAUACAAAGGAUUUUUUAAACUUUGCCAAAAGCAGAAACUCUUCUGUUGGAUACUGGGGAGAGGAACCAAACCACCAAACCCUCUGGUGUAUCUUUUAUAUCUUACAGCUGGACAGAGAAGAAACCACUCCCUAAACACUUCCCUCUGAUUUUGUAUGAUAGGUAUGUUGUAAAUAUGUGAGGCUCCUGCUGUAGUGUGGUUAUUUUGUCUCCUGACACUGCCGUGUCACCCUGGUUUGUGGCAAUGCUUAUCUUUAGUUCUUCCCAUUAUUGUUCCCCUAUUCCUCAGCUCUGGAAUGGUGGCCAGUUUGGAGCAGCUCUUGGAUACAAUUUUUCCUGUUUGAAGACUGGAUUGAUUUCUUUUAAAAGAAUCUCCUCUUUCCUGUAUUUAUUUCCAUCUCUGUAAACAUUGAAAAUAAAAAGUCCCAUGCAA
Molecule: messenger RNA, 2992 nt
Organism: Poecile atricapillus (Black-capped chickadee)
Lineage: Eukaryota; Metazoa; Chordata; Aves; Passeriformes; Paridae
Gene: DOK5
Product: docking protein 5
Exons: 7
Coding region: 1839-2438 (199 amino acids)
Biological process (GO): cell surface receptor protein tyrosine kinase signaling pathway; positive regulation of MAPK cascade
Cellular component (GO): cytoplasm
Source: RefSeq, a predicted model, not a curated record